This is a messenger RNA of Nematostella vectensis (starlet sea anemone), 1680 nucleotides long. Its product is annotated as dual specificity protein phosphatase 6. Gene Ontology annotation, molecular function: MAP kinase tyrosine/serine/threonine phosphatase activity; protein tyrosine/threonine phosphatase activity. The coding region runs from base 114 to 1253 and encodes 379 amino acids. The transcript is spliced from 3 exons. Lineage: Eukaryota; Metazoa; Cnidaria; Anthozoa; Actiniaria; Edwardsiidae. Gene Ontology annotation, biological process: protein dephosphorylation; negative regulation of MAPK cascade. The record is from RefSeq and is a predicted model, not a curated record. Gene Ontology annotation, cellular component: cytoplasm; cytosol.
UAAAACAAAGUUUCGGUUCGCGGCAUCAAAUGGCGAGCGAGAACUAGAGAACUAAAUCAGUACAAGUUCAGUCCAGAGGAAGGGGGGUUUACGACGAACUGAAUUUUUUAAUCAUGCCUUCCCUUGCUUUUGUCGUGGAGAGUCCACGAAAAUAUCGUAGGACUCAAUCGGAAAAGAAAGUAAUGGCGCGCGGAGGCAGUCCGAACUGGCUUUCAGAGCAAAUGAGAAGCGGCAACUACGUGCUGUUGCUGGACUGUCGUCCCUUCGCUGAGUUCGUUCGUAGUCACAUUCAAGGGGCAAUAAAUCUAACUAUCCCUAGUUUAAUGCUACGGAGAAUGAAGAAAGGAAAUAACUUUUCAUUCACCUCUCUGAUAUCUUCGGAAGAGGGAAAAGAGCAGUUUAACAAGAACCUACAUAUGGCAACUGCAGUAGUUCUGUACGACUCCAAUACCAAAGACAUCGCGAGUAUUGGAAUUAACUCGGUAAUGGCAGUGCUGAUAAAGAAAUUGGCUGACGAAUGUGCUCCAGGAACUCUUCGGCUACUUGAAGGUGGUUUUUCUAAGUUUGAGGAAAGAUUUCCAUCCUUCUGUGAGCCGGGAGAGGAGUCCGGCCGGCCAUUGCUAUCCCUGUCCGGACUGACAAUACGAGAGGCAAGUGAACAAGCGGUUCCAUCAAGGAUAUUACUCCCAAAUGUGCAGCCUUCGACGCCAGAGAAUCGCAAUGUAUCGAACUGUGAAUUGGCCGAAAUACUUCCCCGCCUUUACCUUGGUAGCGAAAAAGACGCUUCAAACAUCGAACUACUCAGAAAGCACAAAAUAAGCUACGUUCUAAAUGUAACCCACGACCGUCCAAAUACAUUCGCUCAUAUCGAAGGAUUUAAAUACAAGAACCUACCUGUUGAGGACAACUUGAUGGCAAAUUUAACGGAGUUGUUUCCAGAGGCUUUCGCAUUUAUCGACGAAGGUCGGCAGAAAAGUAGUAAUGUUCUUGUCCAUUGCCUAGCUGGUAUUUCCAGAUCCGUCACCAUCACCAUCGCUUAUCUAAUGUCGUCCCAACACCUAAGUCUUAACGAGGCCUAUGACUUUGUAAAGGCAAGAAAAUCGAACGUUUCACCCAACUUCAACUUCAUGGGUCAAUUAUUGGACUUUGAGAGAUCGCUGAAUCUGCCUCGUACUCCCAGCUCCACAACCAGUACCCUUUCGCCAGCCAGUAGCUUGGAUGAGAGCGAAUUGGACACAAGCGAUGAUCUAUAGCAAAAUGUCAGUCAGAGAGUUAUUGAAUUCAAAAAUCAUUGAAUAGCAGAUAAAUAUAAAUAUCUAUUUAUAAUUUAUUAGAAUAUUAGCUCCACAAGUUUUGUUAAAUGGGAAUAGUAUAGUUAUGUUCUGUAAUGGAAUAUAUUAUGUCGACUAAUCAUGCGCGAACUCAACAACUUCACAUUCUUCAAAUCUUAAAAAAAAUCGUACAUUCAAGCUCUAAUGACUUUAUCAUGUGCAGUCCUGCAUAUUCUUCUAUUCUAUAUAAAUACGGUUUUCAAUUUUCUAUUAAUGUGCCUCGACUUCAUCAGCGUUGUGUUUUAGAUAAUUAGAGACUUCGAUUGAAACUAUUCUCAAUUGUUCGUGAAUUAUUAUUGUAAAUAUUGUAUAUACAUAGAUGAAUAAAUUUACCCCACAGAGUUAUAAA